This is a messenger RNA of Penicillium egyptiacum, 1098 nucleotides long. The record is from the annotation of a GenBank genome assembly. Lineage: Eukaryota; Fungi; Ascomycota; Eurotiomycetes; Eurotiales; Aspergillaceae.
AUGAGCGCCCAGCAGCCUUCAGUAAUUCCCUCCUCGGUGACCGACUCCGUCCUCCAGAGCUCGCAACCGGUCCCAGAGGGAUCUCACGUGGUGAGCGGGGUGGAUUUUGAUAAGUUUCAAGGACGAGAUAUCACUGUCGCAGAGAUGGUGGACAACUUGGCCCAUACCGGUUUCCAGGGCAGCGCGGUCGCCGAGGCUGCUCAAAUCAUCAAUGAAAUGCGCGCCUUCCGUGAUCCCGAGACGGGAAACAAAACCACCAUCUUCCUCGGCUAUACAUCGAACUUGAUUUCAUCCGGUCUUCGGGACACCCUACGUUAUUUAGUCAAGCAUAACCAUGUCUCCGCCAUUGUGACCACUGCUGGGGGUGUGGAGGAGGAUUUGAUCAAAUGCUUAGCGCCCACAUAUCUCGGAUCAUUCUCGACUCCCGGUGCUGGGCUUCGUGCUAAGGGCCUCAACCGCAUUGGCAACCUUAUCGUGCCCAACAAUAACUACUGUUCUUUCGAGGACUGGCUCGUGCCCAUUUUGGACAAGAUGUUGGAGGAGCAGGAGGCUGCAAAGAUCAAGGCUCGGGAGACUGGGGAUGAGGAGGACGAGCUUCACUGGACACCAAGCCGCAUCACCGAACGAUUGGGUCGUGAGAUCGACCACGAGGAUUCAGUUCUGUACUGGGCAGCCCGGAAUGGAAUCCCCGUAUUCUGUCCCGCCCUGACAGAUGGAUCCCUGGGUGACAUGCUUUACUUCCACACCUUCAAGUCUUCCCCACAACGACUCCGAGUGGAUAUUGUGGAUGACGUGCGCCGUAUCAACACCAUGGCUGUUCGAGCGACACGCGCCGGCAUGAUCAUCUUGGGAGGCGGGGUGGUCAAGCACCACAUUGCCAAUGCAUGUCUGAUGCGCAAUGGAGCCGAACACGCAGUGUAUGUGAAUACCGCGCAGGAGUUCGAUGGUAGUGAUGCGGGUGCGCGGCCGGAUGAAGCGGUGAGCUGGGGCAAGAUCAAGGUGGAUGCCAAGUCUGUCAAGGUCUAUGCUGAGGCCACGGCAGUAUUCCCUAUGAUUGUGGCUGCUUCAUUUGCUCGUGCCGAAUCGACACAUAAUUGA